AUGGACAUCCCAGACCACGCCCUCCUCUCUACUGUAGAGUCCCUGACCUCGGUGGGAGCCUCGGGUCAUGUCUCAGCUCCCCAGCAGCAGGAGCUUCCCUCUACAGGUACAGCUCCAGGGCUCCGGGAGGAAGAGGAAGAGGGGCAUCUGCCUCUCUCCCAGGGGGAUACCGCCGGUCUGAGGGCUCUUCGUCCUGCCUCUCUGCCGGCUUCACCCCCGACCGUUUGGAGCCAAGUCCUCCAGAGUGUCCUCGCUACCCAGGCUCUACAAUUUGGAGAAGACUGCUUCCACACGCCCCCAGAAAAUGGUCACUAUCUCAGAGGUCGCUGUCAGGGCUCUGCCCUGGGCCACAGCCAAUCGGAGCAGUGUGAACCAGGAAGUAGAGGGUGGGAUUCAGACCCAGCCCUCCAUCCUGAAGACCAGAGGGGUUCCUGGACCUGCCACCCACCCCAAACCCUUACCCCUUCUCUCCUGCCCAGCAUCCCUGUCUCAGUCAGACAGAAUGGCUCUGCACAGGUACGUCACAGUGACAGAGUGAGUCUUACCUUGAAGAUUAACAGUCGACCACACUUUGGUUUCAACACUCACUGGGACUCGACAGGAGCAAGAGUCGGAGGCAUCCAACCAGGUAGUCCUGCAGAGUUGUGCCAGCUCCGUGCAGGUGAUGAGAUAGUGUCUGUUGGUGGGCACAGGGUGGCAGAGAUGAGCCACAGCCAGUGGAAGGGCAUGAUGACCUCCGCCCUGCAGAAAGGCAGUCUCACCAUGGAUGUACAGCGCUAUGGUAACAACGGUCCAACUGAUACCAGUGGAGAUGCAACGAUGGUGAAACUGGCCCAGAUCAACGGACAAGAGGGGGUGACCUCUAAGAGCAGGAAGGGAGGUUUUCAGGACGAUCCUCUGACUGUCCGAAGUAAAGAACAUGAUCUGAUUGUUUUGAAAACCCAGAAAAGGAGAGCAGAGUUCUUUAAUCAGGAAGGAGGAUCGGCGUCGGCGAUAUCUGAUCUCCAGGUGCCGUCCCUCAGCACCUCCCCCUCCAGUUGGUCCUGGGACUCCGAGGAAGAGAGGAGGAGGCAGGAGAAGUGGCAGGAGGAGCAGGAGCGCCUCCUACAGGAGAAGUACCGUCAGGACCAGGAGAGACUGGAUGCUGAGUGGCAACAGGCCCAGGAGGAGGCAGGGGUGGAGGGAUACAGGCAGGCUGAGGUGACCCCUGAUCCUCUACCGUCCAGAUGCAUCGUGGGAUAUGUAGUCCCUUGUGUCAAAUCAUCCACACCGAACAUGGAGAGCUCAGGAGACAUGACCAAUGGGAUCGCUGGCCUUGCCAGUCCUCAGCCAGCCUUGAGCCAGCCCAUGCCCCCUGUUGCCCAUGUGGCAUCCAAUCAAAAGGAAGUUGUUUCGGACGGGGGAAGGGAGGAGCCUCGUCCUCAAGAAGGGAGGAACCUGGAAGAGGAGACUGAAGUGGCAGAAGGAGAUAAUUGGUCUGGGGACUCCUAUGGUUUCACCCAGCUAUCUAUAGCUGACAGGAUGAAAUCCAGGUCCUCCCCAUCGUUGGAGGGUUUCCACAGACAGGAGGUGAAAGGCGCUACCAGGGAGGUCGCUAGGAGGAAGCUUCCUCAGAGCAUGUCCUUAGUAGAGGCUGAGAGGCAACAGAUCCUGGACGAGAUGAGGAAGAGGACCGCUCUGCUGACAGACAACAGCUGGAUACGACAACGCUCCACCUCUGACAACAAACAACCAACUAACCGGCGAGGGCCAAUGAGGAGGUACGACUCUCUGGACAACCUUCCCUCUUCCACCACCCUGCUCUCUAACCCCCAACGCCCCCACUCCUCCCUGGGUUUCGCCGCCCCGUACCGUCCCCCCUCCUCCCGGCACAGCAUGAGUGUGGCCCUGGGGGGUUACUCCAACGGGACUCAGAAGCACAGCCCUACCUGGCCCCGCCCCUUCAGCACAUCUUCCCCCGGCCAACACCGGAGAGGAACCCGUCACCGGCGAAUCACGACCCGUCUCACAGCAGCACCACCGAGUGCUGACUUCUCGUCAGGUGUGUUCAGUGUGUGUGUGUCCUAUGGGCAGAGGGGCUGCCAUGGUCAUUGAGACCCUGAACCUCUGCUUCCACCUGGCCUGUUUUCAGGUGAGUCUGG
Messenger RNA from Oncorhynchus tshawytscha (Chinook salmon), 2141 nucleotides. RefSeq names its product LIM domain only protein 7-like. Gene Ontology annotation, biological process: regulation of cell adhesion; regulation of signaling. The record is from RefSeq and is a predicted model, not a curated record. The coding region runs from base 1 to 2094 and encodes 697 amino acids. The transcript has 15 exons. Lineage: Eukaryota; Metazoa; Chordata; Actinopteri; Salmoniformes; Salmonidae. Gene Ontology annotation, molecular function: protein binding.